AUGGCUUCCGUCCAGCAACAGCAGCCCGGCAUGAACAUGAAUGCCCAGGCCAACCACCCGCAGUUGACCAAGGAGUACCUGACACAGACCUAUCAGCUCUAUACUCAGGCCAAGGCUCAAGGCGUCCCUGACACAGACCCCGAACAAAUCAAGCGUGGUAGACUCAUCGCAUUUGCUCGUCAAAAGUCAGAGAUGGCCAAGAGGCAGAUGCAGUUGCGUCAACAGCAGCAGAUGCAAGCCCAGCAGCAACAGCGCCAACAGCAACAAGGUCAGCACCAGCAGCAGAGUGGCCAGCCCCUGCAGGACCAGAACGGCAGUCUCAAUGGCACCGCUGCCAUGCAGUCGGUCAAUGGCGGUGCUCAACAAUCCACGCCACAGCAGCCCUCAUCAGCCGUGUCCAAGGAGGCACUCUUGUCUACUGAUCAGCAGACCACCUUGCGCCAACAGCUCUCUGCCUUCAACUACCUGCAGAAGAAUAUGCCCAUUCCGCAGAACAUUCAAGAAUCCCUGUUCCAGUCACAGAAGGCCGCCGCUACCGAUUCGUCAAAACCUGCUACGCCCGCUACCCAAUCUGCCACCAAAACCCACCGCUUCCAGUCCUUCAAGGACCCUCACGCCCUCGUACCCGCUUCCAUCUCAUACCUCGAUCAUACCCGCCGCGACCAGCGCCACAUCAUCCCCAGCAUCAUGCCUUUGGGUAUCGAUGUUGACAGAGCGCGUGAAGAGAGGGAAGCCAUCUUGUACAACCGCCUCAUGGCACGCAAGAGUGAAUUGGACAAGCUUCCUGCCAACAUUGGCUCGUGGGACACGACCUCGUCGACUGUCCCUGUUGACAACGGCAAACUGAAGCUGAAGGCCCUUAUCGAGCACAAGAUGUUGUCCCUGCUCCCCAAGCAGCGCCAAAUGAGAGCCACCGUCAGUCGCGAGAUGAUGCAGUCAGAUAACCUCGCCAUGACUGCCAACCGCGCCCUGUACCGCCGCAUCAAGAAGCAGUCUCUGCGUGAAGCUCGUAUCACCGAGAAGCUCGAGAAGCAACAGCAAGACGCUCACGAGUCCAAGGAGAAGAAGAAGCACAACGAUUUCCUCCGCUCUGUGCUAUCUCACGCCAGCGAGCUCAAGAAUUCUGCUGCCAACCAGCGAACAAGGAUCCAAAAGCUGGGUCGCCUCAUGCAAACCACACACUCCAACAUCGAAAAGGAAGAGCAAAAGCGCAUCGAAAGAACCGCCAAGCAACGUCUCCAAGCUCUCAAGGCCAACGACGAAGAGACCUACCUCAAGCUGCUGGGCCAGGCAAAGGACAGCCGUAUUUCUCACUUGCUCAAGCAGACCGAUGGUUUCCUCGACCAACUUGCCGCUUCCGUCAAGGAACAGCAACGCGGUGCCGCUCGCAGAUAUGGAAUUGUCGAAGAGGAAGAAGAGGAAGAGGAAGUUGUCGCAGAUGAAGAAGAUGGCGAGGGCAAGUCAAGAAAGGUCGACUACUACGAGGUUGCCCACAAGAUCAAGGAAGAGGUCACACAGCAAGCCAACAUGCUCGUCGGUGGUACCUUGAAGGAGUACCAGGUCAAGGGUCUCCAGUGGAUGAUUUCGCUCUACAACAACAACCUCAAUGGUAUCCUUGCAGACGAGAUGGGACUUGGAAAGACCAUCCAGACGAUCAGUCUGAUCACUUACCUGAUUGAGAAGAAGCGCCAGCCCGGACCUUACCUGGUAAUUGUACCGCUUAGUACGUUGACAAACUGGAACAACGAGUUCGACAAAUGGGCUCCCUCAGUCUCAAAGAUUGUUUACAAAGGACCACCCGCCCAAAGAAAGACCCACCAGAACCAAAUCAGAUAUGGCAACUUCCAAGUCUUGCUCACUACCUACGAGUUCAUCAUCAAGGACAGACCCGUACUCAGCAAGAUCAAGUGGCUGCACAUGAUUGUCGACGAAGGUCAUCGUAUGAAGAACGCCAACUCGAAGCUGAGCAGUACCAUUACUCAGUACUACACAACGCGCUACCGUCUGAUUUUGACUGGUACUCCUCUUCAAAACAACCUUCCUGAACUGUGGGCUUUGCUCAACUUCGUCCUCCCUACCAUCUUCAAAUCGGUCAAGUCGUUCGAUGAGUGGUUCAACACUCCUUUCGCCAACACAGGUGGGCAGGACAAGAUGGAGUUGUCAGAAGAAGAGCAGCUGCUCGUCAUUCGUCGCCUUCACAAGGUUCUUCGACCCUUCCUGCUGCGUCGUCUCAAGAAGGAUGUCGAGAAAGACUUGCCUGACAAGCAGGAACGUGUCAUCAAGUGUAACUUCUCAUCGCUUCAGGCCAAGUUGUACAAACAGCUUCUCACUCACAACAGACUUAUGGUCAGCGAUGGCAAGGGUGGAAAGACUGGUCUUCGUGGUCUCAGCAACAUGCUCAUGCAGUUGAGAAAACUUUGCAACCAUCCCUUCGUCUUCGAGGAAGUAGAAGAUCAGAUCAAUCCUGGCAGAGGAACCAACGACACACUGUGGCGUACAGCUGGAAAGUUCGAGCUUCUUGACAGAAUUUUGCCCAAGUUUGAGAAGUCUGGCCAUCGUGUCUUGAUGUUCUUCCAGAUGACACAGAUUAUGAACAUCAUGGAAGAUUUCUUGCGUCUGCGCGGUCUCCAGUACCUGCGUCUGGACGGAUCAACAAAGGCUGAUGACCGUAGUGAGCUCCUCAGAAUCUUCAAUGCGCCUAACUCGCCUUACUUCUGUUUCUUGCUGUCGACUCGCGCUGGCGGUCUCGGUCUGAACUUGCAGACUGCCGAUACCGUCAUCAUCUAUGAUUCCGAUUGGAACCCUCAUCAGGAUCUCCAGGCCCAGGAUCGUGCUCACCGUAUCGGUCAGAAGAACGAAGUCCGCAUUCUGCGUCUCAUCAGUUCCAACUCGGUGGAAGAAAAGAUUCUCGAACGUGCCAACUACAAGCUUGACAUGGAUGGCAAAGUCAUUCAAGCUGGUAAGUUCGACAACAGAUCGACCAACGAAGAGCGUGACGAGAUGCUUCGUGUUAUGCUGGAGUCAGCCGAAGCAGCCGAGGCAUUCGAACAAGAGGAAAUGGACGAUGAUGACCUGAACGUGAUCAUGAUGCGCUCGGAAGAUGAGUUAACGCUCUUCCAGCAAAUGGAUCGCGAUCGUUACAGGGAUCAGAAGUACGGUCCUGGAAAGAAAUAUCCUCGUCUCAUGUGCGAGCAGGAGCUCCCUGACAUCUACGUCAACGAAGAAGGCCCGAUCGAAGAGAUUGUCGAGGUCGCCAUGGGCCGUGGUAAUCGUGAGCGUGCCAAGGUCAAGUACGACGAUGGCCUUACCGAAGAGCAAUGGCUCGAAGCUGUCGACAACAGUGAUGACGAUAUCGAGUCCGCUGUUGCCCGCAAACAGGCACGUAUCAGCAGGCGUGCUGGCAACAAAGAUAAGAGGGGACGUGGGGAAGAGGGUCUGGAUGACACACCUCCACCGGAUUCUCGUGCCAGCUCAGAAUCUCCCCAGCCUAAGAAGCGUGGUCGCAAGCCCAAGCCGGAGACAGUCCAGAAACGCAAGGCUGAAGAAGAUGUUGAAGCACCGCAGCCAAGAAAGCGUGGCCGUCAAGCCAAGGUCCCCGAUCUUUUGCCACCAACUGAGCGUGAGCACUUGCAAGCAGUUCUCGACACGGUGCAUGACAUGCUCAUGGACCUGGAAGAGAAAUCUUCAGAUCCUGACUUGGCGGACAGAGGAAUUAUCGACCCCUUCAUCGAGCUGCCUCCUCAGAAGCACUACCCUGAUUACUACCAGCUCAUCAAAACACCCAUUUGCAUGGAACAAAUCCAGAAGAAGAUCAACAAGAAGCAGUACCAAAACCUGCGCCAAUUCAGACAGGACAUCAAGCAACUGUGCGACAACUGCAGAACUUACAACGAGGACGGCAGUGUUCUGUACCAAGAUGCAAACCUGAUCGAGAAGCUCGCCGAAGAGACGGCCAAGUAUCCCGAGUUCGCCGACUGGGAGACCGAGACAGGCAACACACGACCAGUGUCGAGUGCGGGUACACCUCAGCCACGCGUCAAGCUAACUCUGGGUGGGCGCAAGAGCCGUGGCGGCACCGAGUCCAUGGUUCAGAGCGACGAAGACGAGUAG
Molecule: messenger RNA, 4110 nt
Organism: Aureobasidium uvarum
Lineage: Eukaryota; Fungi; Ascomycota; Dothideomycetes; Dothideales; Saccotheciaceae
Source: the annotation of a GenBank genome assembly